Theobroma umbraticum is the source of this 1135-nucleotide messenger RNA. RefSeq names its product large ribosomal subunit protein eL8y. Gene Ontology annotation, cellular component: ribonucleoprotein complex. NCBI's taxonomy places the organism in Eukaryota, Viridiplantae, Streptophyta, Magnoliopsida, Malvales, Malvaceae. Gene Ontology annotation, molecular function: RNA binding. The record is from RefSeq and is a predicted model, not a curated record. Gene Ontology annotation, biological process: ribosome biogenesis.
AUAUAAACCCUAGUUGUUUCGCCUUUGCUUCUUCGUUUUUCCUAGGGUUUUCCUCCGCCGUUUCUCAGUUAACCACAAAGCUUGGAAGAGGCUUCAGGAGGCGCAGAAAAUGGGCCCAAAGAGAGGUGGAAAGGUGGCUGCACCUGCCAAGAAGAAACAAGAGAAGGUUGUCAAUCCAUUGUUUGAAAAGCGUCCAAAGCAGUUUGGUAUUGGGGGGGCUUUACCUCCUAAGAAGGAUCUGCACCGAUUUGUGAAGUGGCCUAAGGCUGUUCGCAUUCAAAGGAAGAAGAGGAUCCUUAAGCAAAGGUUGAAGGUCCCACCAGCUUUGAACCAGUUUACCAAGACCCUUGAUAAGAACCUUGCAACAAGUCUGUUCAAGUUGCUCCUCAAGUACAGGCCAGAGGACAAGGCAGCCAAGAAGGAACGCCUCCUUAAAAAGGCUCAGGCUGAGGCUGAAGGAAAAGCUCCUGAGUCGAAGAAACCAAUUGUUGUGAAAUAUGGACUUAAUCAUGUUACCUACCUUAUUGAGCAGAACAAGGCACAAUUAGUUGUUAUUGCUCAUGAUGUGGAUCCCAUAGAGUUGGUAGUGUGGCUCCCUGCUUUGUGCAGAAAGAUGGAGGUCCCCUACUGCAUUGUCAAGGGGAAAUCUCGUUUAGGAUCGAUUGUCCACAAGAAAACUGCUGCUGUCUUGUGCUUGACCACAGUUAAGAAUGAGGAUAAGUUGGAGUUCAGCAAAAUCCUUGAGGCCAUCAAGGCUAACUUCAACGAUAAGUAUGAUGAGUACAGGAAGAAGUGGGGAGGUGGUAUCAUGGGCUCCAAGUCACAGGCCAGAACCAAGGCAAAGGAGAAGCUUCUUGCAAAGGAAGCUGCACAGAGGAUGACUUAGGAAAACCAUUGUUUCCGUCCAGAGGCAUCUUUAGUUGUGGUUUUUUUGUUAUAUUAUCUUGUUUGAUUAAAAUUGUCCUGUGUAGUCAGCUGCAAAAACUUUUGACUCGUUUCACUAUUUUCCAGAGGAAUAUUUAUAUCUUUUCUAGUUGAACUUUUAAAAAUACUACCUUGUAGCUGCUGUUUGUGGUGAAAUUCUGUGCCUUUGUAAUGAAUUUAUAUCAAUGAUGAGCGUCAUUUUUACUACCGA